This is a messenger RNA of Prosopis cineraria, 893 nucleotides long. RefSeq names its product protein OXIDATIVE STRESS 3-like. Lineage: Eukaryota; Viridiplantae; Streptophyta; Magnoliopsida; Fabales; Fabaceae. The transcript is spliced from 2 exons. The record is from RefSeq and is a predicted model, not a curated record. Bases 168 to 734 code for a protein of 188 amino acids.
UUCUUCUUCAUUCGUGUGUCUGAGUGUGCAAUAAUAAGACUCCAUUUUGCUCUGUCAAACACACAUCAUGCAAUCAGGUAUGUGGGAUCUAUGCAUGCUAAGGAACUGUUCUUCGUUCUCUCGUUGACAGAUCAAAACUUUCUGAAAACUUAUUCGCCCGGAGAAUUAUGGAGGUAGGAAGAAACACGACUUGGGAUUUCAAAAAAGCUGAUGAUGACGAUUCGACAUCAUCCAUUGGAUUUGGAUCUAUCUCAGAAGAUUCAAUGAACACUCUGAGUUCAUCUUCUUCUUCUUUAUCAGAAUUAUCCUCUGAGGAAGAGGCAGCGGACUCUUCAAAAACAUCAUCUUCUUCUUCAUCAUCAUCAACUCAAACAAAUAACGGACCUUUAUAUGAACUGUCCCAGCUCAUGAACCAUCUUCCUAUAAAGAGAGGGUUAUCAAUGUUUUAUGAAGGGAAGGCUCAGUCUUUCACUUCUUUAGCAACGGUGGAGAGCAUAGAAGACCUUCCUAAGAAAGCCACGUUUUGCAGAAAGAAAAUGAAGUCAAUAAGCAAAAGCUAUGGAGGAGAUUUGGAUCUGGACAGACACAAAGCUAUAUCACACAUUAAUACCAAGGCGACAAUAUCAAAGGAUAAGUCUUCAAGAUCAGGAUCUUUGGUUUCUCCACUGAGUAGCAGAAGAAGAGGGACUUUUCUGGGAGCUUCGAGGCUCUCCAUUGCUGUACACAAGAACUAAUUUGAAGAUUCAAACCAGUAAUCUAGAGCUUACUUCUUUAAUUCAUGCAAACAAAAAAUUGAAAAAUUUUGGUGGGUUCUGUUAAAAAUGCGAGUAUUUUAAAUUUUUCUUUAGUUUAUUUUAAUAUAUGAGAGAAUAAUUGACGCAUUUUUCUGACAA